This is a messenger RNA of Laccaria bicolor S238N-H82, 481 nucleotides long. RefSeq lists its product as uncharacterized. The record is from RefSeq and is a predicted model, not a curated record. NCBI's taxonomy places the organism in Eukaryota, Fungi, Basidiomycota, Agaricomycetes, Agaricales, Hydnangiaceae. The annotation marks the transcript as partial. The transcript has 6 exons.
GAAACUUACCAGAGAAGGUCGAUUAUCCGUUAAACCAUCGAGUGACGCUUCCAACUUGCACUUUGUCGAGGUCGACCGUGCUCGCAGCACCAAGCUCUCUGACGAGCCAAUGGUCGAUAUUCUCGAUGGUGUCGGAAUGCCUCAGAAUUGGUUGGGAGAUAGGAUGGCGUAUCUUGGUAGUUUUCCGUUUCCUUCAGGCAUCACGUUCACAAAUCCAGGCCACAAGGCUCCCUCGGCCGAAAUGACUCUAAUAUCGUCUGACAUACCACCACGUCAUCCGACGAGGCGUGAAUUUAAGCAGCAACAAUCACACGCUUGGCCCUCACUCAAAAGAUGCCGGGGCUUGGACGCCGGCGAGGCUCAAAUCGACCUAAACAUCAUCCACAUGGAUUCUUUCACCACCAUCUCUAACACCUCCAACAUCCCCACCAACUCCGAUGACGGUGGCAGCGGAAACAACGCUUACUGCGUUAUUGCCUGA